ACAUCCUCCAGUGUUUUUUUUUUCCGAAUGUCCCUGUGUGAGUUAAUGGCUCCUCCUGCUAGAUACGGAGCUGGUGGCGAGCAGUCCGAGAAACAUUAAUUACACCCGGGUAGUUAGUUAGCGCGCAGGGUGGUUUGACAGAGAGGCUCACCGGGUUGUAGUCGAGGCCUGGUGUUAAAGCGUGAAGCGGAUGGUCGAGGAAAGCGUUCUGUAUUUUAACAACAGACUCUCCAAAAAAUGAACUCCGUCAGAGCCACCAACCGGAGACCCAGGCGAGUCUCAAGGCCGCGCCCGGUGCAGCCCGACCGGAACGAGGGGGACCGAGCAGAUGAGGAGGCUCCAGCUGCAGCAGCGGAGGUGGCUGUGGAGGAGUCUGGGCCUGCAGCUGGGAACAGCCCCUACCAGCUCCGACGCAAGUCUCUACUGCCCAAGAGAACAGCCUCCAGUACUGCAGCGGCCUGCCCCAGCAAGACCGCUAUGGAGGGAGCGUCCACCUCGACGACAGAACCCUUCGGUCACCGAGCCAAACGAGCCAGGGUCUCUGGCAGGAGCCACGACCUGCCGGCGGCUCUAGCAGAGCAGUACCUGCAGCAGAAGCUUCCAGAUGAGGUGGUUCUGAAGAUCUUCUCAUACCUCCUGGAGCAGGACCUCUGUCAGACUGCCUGUGUCUGCAAACGUUUCAGCCAGCUAGCCAACGACCCUAUACUCUGGAAGCGUCUGUACAUGGAGGUGUUUGAGUACACCCGUCCCAUGAUGCACCCCGAGCCAGGCAAGUUCUACCAGGUCAGUCCUGAGGAACACGACCACCCCAACCCCUGGAAGGACAGCUUCCAACAACUGUAUAAAGGAGCACAUGUGAAGCCAGGCUUUGCUGAACAUUUCUACAGCAACCCUGGGAGGUUCAAAGGCAGGGAGAAUAUGCUGUACUAUGACACCAUAGAAGAUGCGUUAGGAGGGGUGCAGGAAAGUCAUUUUGAUGGGCUGAUCUUUGUCCACUCUGGGAUCUACACUGACGAGUGGAUCUACAUAGAGUCCCCUAUCACCAUGAUUGGAGCAGCUCCUGGAAAGGUGUCUGAUAAAGUGGUUAUUGAGAACACCAGAGACUCGACGUUUGUCUUCAUGGAGGGAUCGGAGGACGCCUACGUAGGAUACAUGACUAUUAGGUUUAACCCAGAUGAUAAGUCGGCUCAGCACCACAACGCCCACCACUGUCUGGAGAUCACUGUCAACUGUUCUCCCAACAUAGACCACUGUAUCAUCAGAUCUACUUGCACAGUGGGCUCGGCUGUCUGUGUGAGCGGCCAGGGGGCGUGUCCUACCAUCAAACACUGCAACAUCAGCGACUGUGAGAACGUUGGACUUUACAUCACCGACCAUGCACAGGGUAUCUAUGAGGAUAAUGAGAUCAGUAAUAAUGCAUUGGCGGGAAUCUGGGUUAAAAACCAUGGCAACCCCAUCAUCAGACGAAACCACAUCCACCACGGCCGAGAUGUAGGAGUCUUCACCUUCGACCACGGCAUGGGUUAUUUUGAGAGUUGUAACAUCCACAGGAAUCGUAUAGCAGGCUUUGAGGUGAAGGCGUAUGCCAACCCUACAGUGGUUCGCUGUGAGAUCCACCAUGGCCAGACAGGGGGCAUCUAUGUGCAUGAGAAAGGACGGGGACAGUUUAUAGAAAACAAGAUCUACGCCAACAACUUCGCUGGAGUUUGGAUCACCUCCAACAGCGACCCUACGAUACGGGGUAAUGCAAUCUUUAAUGGUAACCAAGGGGGCGUGUACAUAUUUGGCGAUGGGCGUGGCCUGAUAGAGGGGAACGAUAUCCAUGGCAACGCUCUGGCAGGAAUCCAAAUCAGAACCAACAGCUGCCCAAUUGUACGCCAUAACAAGAUCCACGACGGACAGCAUGGAGGCAUCUACGUGCAUGAGAAGGGCCAGGGUGUGAUCGAGGAGAACGAGGUGUACAGCAACACGCUGGCAGGAGUCUGGGUGACCACCGGCAGCACACCUGUCCUCCGCAGGAACCGCAUCCACAGCGGCAAACAGGUUGGCGUGUAUUUCUAUGACAACGGCCAUGGGGUGUUGGAAGACAACGACAUCUACAAUCACAUGUACUCUGGCGUUCAAAUACGGACGGGCAGCAACCCCAAGAUCCGACGCAACAAGAUCUGGGGAGGACAGAACGGAGGCAUCCUGGUCUACAACUCCGGUCUGGGUUUCAUCGAGGACAAUGAGAUCUUCGACAACGCCAUGGCGGGCGUGUGGAUUAAGACGGACAGCAACCCCACGCUGCGGCGCAACAAGAUCCACGACGGGAGAGACGGAGGCAUCUGUAUCUUCAACGGAGGGAGAGGUCUCCUGGAGGAGAAUGAUAUCUUCAGGAACGCCCAGGCAGGGGUCCUCAUCAGCACCAACAGCCACCCGGUGCUCCGCAAGAACCGCAUCUUUGACGGUUUUGCUGCAGGUAUCGAGAUAACCAACCACGCCACUGCAACUCUGGAGGGGAACCAGAUCUUCAACAACCGUUUCGGAGGCCUGUUCCUCGCCUCGGGAGUGAACGUCACCAUGAAAGAUAAUAAGAUAAUGAAUAACCAGGACGCCAUAGAGAAAGCUGUGAGCAGAGGACAAUGUCUCUACAAGAUCUCCAGCUACACCUCCUACCCCAUGCAUGACUUUUACAGGUACACACACCAGCCCAUGCAUGACUUUUACAGGUACACACACCAGCCCAUGCAUGACUUUUACAGGUACACACACCAGCCCAUGCAUGACUUUUACAGGUACACACACCAGCCCAUGCAUGACUUUUACAGGUGCCACACCUGCAAUACGACAGACCGGAACGCCAUCUGUGUGAACUGCAUCAAGAAGUGUCACCAAGGACACGACGUGGAGUUUAUACGGCACGAUAGGUUUUUCUGUGACUGUGGAGCGGGAACUCUGUCCAACCCCUGUACUCUGGCUGGAGAACCCACACACGACACGGACACACUUUACGACUCAGCCCCGCCCAUAGAGUCCAACACGCUGCAACACAACUGAACACACACACAUCACAUGUACACACACACACUACAUAACCACACCCCCUAUAAUCUACAUACACACACUACAUAACACACAUUCAUAACACACUCAUAUAUAUGCGCACGCACACACAGACACCACUCACACACGCUGGCCAUAGGGAGCCAGAGAGACUGAACACGGUGUUUUCAGCAGGGACUGGCAUGAGGAACCCUGAGAUUCAGAGUGAGACCGAGACAGUGAUGCACUUGGGAGUCUCUUUUAAAGGGAACUAUGAAGCUGGUCUGAAUUUGACUGGUCUGGAUUAGCUGUACUGUGUUGAGAAACUGACUCGUACUGAACGGCCACAUGAGAUUCUCACCAUUGCAUCUCUGGACGCCAAAUGGCCAGGUAGAGGAUGGAGAGUGAGUGUGGAGAGGGUAGGGAAGUGGCUACUCGGAUAAUGUCAGAGUGGCCAAUGAGACUUCCUUCGCCUGUGACCUCUCGGCGACUCUCCAGGAUCCUGGUAAUCGAACUGCCUCCCAAGACAGGAAGAAAGGAGAUUUAGCCCCACCCACUGAGAAAGCGCUUCCUGUUCAGAGGCAUCUGUUACUAGGCAGUGGAUGGCUGAUAUAUACAUAUGUACUGCUAACGGAAGAGAGGGACUUUGAUCAAGCACCUCUACUUUUAUAAUAUGUUAUUCUGAUCAACAGAUAUUAUUUUAAUGCUUUCUCAUGUAGUUUUGUAUUUACAAGCAAAAAAUCUUACUGUAUUUGAAUGUCUUUUUAUUAUUAUAUAUUAUAAUUCUAAAUGUUUGUCGUGUUGACCCCAGGCUUGCUGCAGUAGCUGUUAAUGUCCCAGUGAAUUUGUUCUUUCUGUGAAAGAGAAUCACGUUUAACACUAAAGACUCUCUCCAGGCUAGUAGAUGUAGGACUGGUGGAAGAUCGUGUGUGUGUUUGUUGGAAGUGUGCAUGUGUAUGGUUGUGUUCAUAUGCAGUCCAUGUUUCUGGAGAGAGUCAGAUACGGCGUCAGGCCUUUUUCAAACUGGGACAAAGGAGUCGUUCUGCAGUGCCCUCUCAUAUUCUCUCCCCUUCUUGUUCCCUUUCCUCCCUCCCUACCUCCCCCGCUCUCUUCCUUACCCUGAUCUCUCCCUCUACUAAUUCUCUCCCCCUUCCCUUUUCUGUCUUUGUAUUCUGGUGACUGUGGCUCCUCAUACAGCCUGGAUCGUAUGCAUGUGUACCAUAACAUCAAGGUCGUGUGCCCCUGCUCAGACGCUGCGUGCCACUUCGUCGACUGUGCCGUCGGGAACCAGAUUGCUAUUACAUAUGUGGUUAAUUUGAUGCGUAAAAUACCUUCCCAGGCAUAAGAUCUGGCACGCAUCAAUAACGUCUGACCAGGGGGACACAACCCUAGACUUAAUAUAUUGUGAAGUAUUAAUACAACCAUUAUGUAGAUGCUAGUAUGAAUUCAAAAAGGGUUUCAUUUCCUAGGAAGAAAAAAAAAGAAGACGGGAAACUGGUCGUUUGUAAGAAAAUAAAACUUUAUUAGAUCA
Oncorhynchus keta (chum salmon) is the source of this 4555-nucleotide messenger RNA. RefSeq names its product F-box only protein 11-like. Gene Ontology annotation, biological process: ubiquitin-dependent protein catabolic process; regulation of apoptotic process; protein ubiquitination. Gene Ontology annotation, molecular function: zinc ion binding; protein binding. The coding region runs from base 238 to 3039 and encodes 933 amino acids. The transcript has 21 exons. Lineage: Eukaryota; Metazoa; Chordata; Actinopteri; Salmoniformes; Salmonidae. The record is from RefSeq and is a predicted model, not a curated record.